Saccostrea echinata is the source of this 4075-nucleotide messenger RNA. RefSeq names its product myotubularin-related protein 6-like. Gene Ontology annotation, molecular function: metal ion binding; phosphatase activity. The record is from RefSeq and is a predicted model, not a curated record. Lineage: Eukaryota; Metazoa; Mollusca; Bivalvia; Ostreida; Ostreidae. The transcript has 15 exons. The coding region runs from base 235 to 2583 and encodes 782 amino acids. Gene Ontology annotation, biological process: dephosphorylation.
GCUUUGAUCUUGGUGUAUUAGCAUUUGAAUUUGAUACCCUGGGGUUUAUUUUUAAAAACAAAUGUAAUCAAUAAUUUAUGAGUUGAGUGAUUACCCCAUGGUUAAUAAAGAUUGACUGCAUUGUGAAGCUGUAGUCUACUGGGAAACUUCUAUAUUUCUCACCGAGUCAACAGAUUGUCAAUAUUCAAAACAUCGGAACACUAACGUUUCGGAGGUCCGACUAAGUGUGCAUUAAUGAGUGUGCUGGAAUGGACACAGGAGAAACUUGAUGAUUUGGAGAGUUUUGCCCAGAAUUUGUUUCAGGAUAUGGGGAAUAUAUUAGAUCUCAGUCUCUUGAAAGAAGACUGUAUCAAUAAGCAGGUGGACAAUGUGAAGAUGGUGGAGAGGUUUCGGACCCGGAAUCCUGCGGUGGGGACGCUGUACCUGACCACCACUCAUCUAAUCUUUGUGGACAGUGCUGGGAAGAGGGAGACCUGGAUCCUGCAUACCCACAUGUACAGUAUAGAGAAGCAGCCCCUGAAUGCCGGGGGAUCCCCCCUACAGAUCCGCUGCAAGGAUUUCCGUUGUAUCACGUUUGUGAUUCCUCGAGACAGAGACUGCCAAGACAUUUUUACCUCUUUACAGGAACUCUCCAAACCAGCUGACUUGGAGAAGCUCUAUGCGUUUGUUUAUUCUGCGGCAGACGAGAUAGAGAAGUCAUACGGCUGGGACCUGUACGAUGCCCAGUCUGAGUAUCUGAGGAUGGGUGUCCCAAACCAGUACUGGUCACUAUCUAACCUCAACAAAAAUUAUGAGCUUUGUGAUACAUAUCCCAGACACCUGUUUGUUCCUGCAUCGGCCUCAACACCAAUUAUCCUCGGCAGUUCUAAAUUCCGCAGUCGUGGACGCCUUCCUGUUUUAUCUUACUUUCACAGUAAAACCCAGGCGGCCAUUUGUCGAUGCAGCCAGCCUCUCUCUGGAUUUCGGGCCCGCUGUCUGGAAGAUGAACAAUUACUACACUGCAUUUUAAAAUCCAACCCCAACCCUAAAUCAGAAUUCAUGUAUGUUGUUGACACAAGGCCAAAGAUAAAUGCCAUGGCUAACAAGGCGGCAGGGAAAGGUUACGAGAAUGACAACCACUAUACGGACAUCAAGUUCCAGUUCUGUGGCAUCGAAAACAUCCACGUAAUGAGGGGAAGUCUACAAAAACUACUGGACGUGUGUGAGAUGAAGAACCCUUCGAUGUCAGCAUUUCUUCAAGGACUGGAGACCAGCAACUGGCUCAAACACAUCAAAUCUGUUCUGGACACCUCAGUGUUCAUAGCAGAGGCAGUGAAGAAUGGCCAGAGUGUUCUGGUUCACUGUUCUGAUGGCUGGGACAGAACAGCUCAGACCUGCUCCUUGUCCAGUCUGAUGCUCGACCCCUACUACAGGACUGCUCAGGGCUUUCAGGCCCUGAUAGAGAAGGAAUGGUUGUCAUUCGGCCAUAAGUUCACAGACCGCUGUGGUUUCCUAGAGACCCCUGACAAUAAGGAGGUGUCGCCGGUGUUCACACAGUUUGUGGAGGCCGUGUGGCAGCUGAUGCAGCAGUACCCGUGUGCGUUCCAGUUCAACGAACGAUUUCUUCUGACUAUCCAUGACCAUGUAUACUCAUGUCAGUUUGGAACAUUUAUAGGGAACUGUGAAAAAGACAGGCUGGAUCUUAGAUUGAAUGAAAGAACCUAUUCCUUGUGGGGCCAUAUUAAGAAACACAUGUCAGAAUUCCUGAAUCCUCUCUACAAGAAAGAGUAUGAGGUGACCCAUCCCACACUAUCACCUAACACCAGCUCUCAGAACCUCAGAUUUUGGAAGGGUAUGUACCACAGAUACGAUGUAGGCCUCCAUCCCAGGGAACAGAUUGCAGACAUCCUGAGUGCUGCCAAGGAUCACACAGACUCACUGGAGGACCACAUCAGUCUUCUAGAGAAGAGAGUGACACAGAUCUGUCAAUUGUUGGGGAAAUCUGAGGAUGUGAUACAGAAAAAACUGAAUGGUGGAUUAUCCAUGGAGUCUCUUGAUAAUCUCAAGGAAUCCGUGGAGAAUUCCGUUACAGAGAAAUCCGAGAAAAUUACGGUCAAUGGAGAAUGUGAUACCAGACUUGAACAAAACACCAAAUCAAAAGACAUUAAUGAUCUCAUUGACCUAAAAAGUGAUAAUGAGUCCGGGUUUGAUGAAUCCAGCUCACAACUGUCCAGAUCUGGUCACGGUGACCUAAAUACCCAAAGGACAGGUAUAGAAGCUGGUUCCCUUGACUCCAGUAUGUGCUCGGUGGGGAGGGACCAGCUAAGCUUGGACUUGCUUUUGUUUGAGAUGAACAGCGUGGCCAUUGAUUGGAAAUCAUUUCGCAAUAUUCACAACUGUAGCUGUGCAUCUCCAUUUAAUAGUUUUACUAAAAAGUUCCAUUGCUGGAAAUGUGGUGAAGUAUUCUGUAUGCGAUGUAUUGCCAAAAAUAUUCCACUUCCUGGUCACAUGUCUCGUCGGCCAGUUCCCGUUUGUCGACCGUGCUACAAGGAAAUACGACACUCUCCUUCCAUGGAAUUCCCAGCCAGUCAAAUCACCAGUUGAUGUCUGUAGAAGACCAGACGUUUAGAGUGCAAUGUUAUUUAUUUUGUAGCUCUUCGCUUUGUGUGUGUGUGUGUGUGUGUGUGUGAGAGAGAGAGAGGGAGCAGUAUUAUUUAUCAUGAUGUAUCACUCAGGUUACUUGUGAAUAUGAAGCAUGACCAAUCUAUAAAGAAGACAUAAAGCUAUAGAGUAGGAUGAAAUUAACAAUUUAAAAAAAAAAACAUACCCCCAUUUUGGAAACAUUUGUAGCAUAUAGUAUAAGUCUCCACAACUGAAUGUGAUAGCUUUUUUAAGUAUUUAAUGAAAUAAUUGUAUCAUUGAUUACGUAUUUAGUGAAAUAAUUGUAUCAUUGAUUACGUAUUUAGUGAAAUAAUUGUAUCAUUGAUUACGUAUUUAGUGAAAUAAUUGUAUCAUUGAUUAUGCAUUAAGUGAAAUAAUUGUAUCAUUGAUUACAAGGACUGAGAAUGCCUUUAUAUAUGUUGUAAUGUUUAACCUUUAAAUUAGAUAAUGACAUUGUCUGUUAAGUGGAUCAUUUUCAAAUCUAGACAUUUGGCUAGAUUAAGAUAACUUUAAAUCUACAGAACCAAAAUGUUGAAUAGGAUUUCAGAGCAAACCAAUAUUAAACAAGCUUGUACUAUAAAACAGGGUUAAAAUGAUUAUAACAUUUAUAUUUCAUCUUUAUUUUAAGGAUCACAAAAUUAAAAAAAAUUAAGUGGAAUGUGGAGCAUUGAUAAAAGGAAGCAUUGUUUUGGAUUAUUGAAGAUUCUGUCUUAUUUUAUGGACUUUCUAAGAUGAGUUGAUUGACAGACAGAAAAGUUUGGAAGGACAGACUUAACAGACAAAUGUUUUGAUGGACAGAAUUUGCUCAAUGUAUAUUUUCUAAUGACUUCAUAACCUCACCUACAUUGCUGUGAUUCUAAUGUUAUCUAUCAACCAAGUAUUUGGCAGAAGCACUGUUGUAGGACAGAAGCGGAUACUCUAAACCAACAUUUAUUCACCUGCAAUAAAUAUCCACAAGAUUUGUGACUUUCUUUUAUUUGUGAAUAUUUUUCAUUGCAAACCAUUCAAUUAUUGUGAACUUAUAUAGCGUGUUUCCUCAUUAGCAAAAAUAAAUUAUUGCAGAUGGCUUUCAAACUGAUGAAUUGCAAAUAAAAGAUGUUGCAAAUAAUAUUAGUUGUUUACAGUACUGCACAAUGUCUAACAAUCUAUAACAAUGAAUUAUUGUUGGAGUAUGGAAAAAGUGUGACCAUUUGUGUGAAGCCAUGUAUAUUGGGUUACCUCCUCACUGUUAUUUGUUUGUUACGAUUCCGAGGAGAUGCUUUAUAGUAAAGAUAUCUGAUGACCAUUUGUGUGAAGACUGUUGGUUAUUUGUUUGUUACAAUUCCGAGGAGAUGCUUUAUAGUAAAGAUAUCUGAUGACCAUUUGUGUGAAGACUUGGUUAUUUGUUUGUUACGAUUCCGAGGAGAUGCUUUAUAGUAAAGAUAUCUGAAAUAUA